Messenger RNA from Mollisia scopiformis, 913 nucleotides. RefSeq lists its product as uncharacterized. The transcript is spliced from 3 exons. Lineage: Eukaryota; Fungi; Ascomycota; Leotiomycetes; Helotiales; Mollisiaceae. Bases 275 to 769 code for a protein of 164 amino acids. The record is from RefSeq and is a predicted model, not a curated record.
CUGACAAUGACUACACAGUAAUCUACAGCAGGGCUUAGAGUGUAUUAUAGUUGGACGAGGCCCGAAACCAACAACGCUUGUCAAUCUUUCCAACAAACCAUGUUUCGAAUCAGGCCAACGCAUCAUAUUAGGCAGAAGCACCAGUAGGCUCAUACCAACAACUCAAGGAAUGCGUACUUGAAUCAGCUCCCGCUCGACCAGAGUUUUGCAAUCGCUUUCCGCCAAAACCGAGUGCCACGACCGCUCUCAUUGAUUUCCCUUUUCCCGACCAGUCAUGAUGAUGGAGGGAGUGGCAUCUUUCUUUGUCAAGUAUUUGACAUUAAGCACAGCCGGGCUGUCUAGCACUAAGACAAACACUUUAACGACUCCUGUCAUCCCAGGCAUUAUACCAGGAGACUCAUACGCCAAAUUCUGCAACGAGUCUCGCACUACCGAUCUAUUUUCCAUCGAGUACUUCUCUGUACACCCAAUACCGCUAGUUGUAGAAAAAGACCUCGACAUAUAUAUAUACGGCACCUUCCUCAAAGACCUCACGCCUAAUGCAACCUGGCAUUGGACUAUAGCCGAUCCAUCCAACCAUGGACAAAACCAGAGUGGUUAUUUCUGGUUCUGUGACACGAUAGAUGCCAUUGAGCAGCCGAACCCUGAUCACGUCGCCAGAGAGAGCUGUCUGCUAGUUAAAGGAUGGGCGAUCAUUAGUAUACAUGGCUGGUGGUCGUGGAUCAUGGGAUCGGUGAGUUUUCCGUGUUCAAUGGAGUUUGGUCGAUGAGCUGAUUGGAUACCCUUGUUUUUAGGGAACAUUCUAUAUGAAGUUUGAUGCGAAGACCAGAGAGGGUGAGAGGAUUUAUUGCAUCGAUGGUGACGUUGAGGUUUUAUCAGAGGAACGGCACAGGACUUUGGCAGGUCUGGAUGG